AUGUAUGGAGAUUCGGGCAUCAAGCUGGUUCAACACGCCAAGAGAACGCAGAAUCUGGCCCAUCUGCCUCCAUACCAGACUGAGCUUGUUCGAGCAGUGACCAGAGAAGUCAGAGACCUCAACAAGGAUGUCGAUGAUCUUCUCGAGCCCUUCCAAGGCUCAUUCGACCCGUCAGAAGACCAGGCAGUCGCAUAUACGUUGCUCGUGAAUCACAUCUCAAUGCGCAGAAAUAAACGAUGUUUGCUGGCAUAUCACAGAACUCGCACUGAUAAAUUGGAAGAGCUCGUCUGGAAUGGCGCGGAUGUGGUUGAUCUGUCUGGCCAACAAGUACGAGAUGGUUCGUCUAGGAAUAGCACAGGAUUGACGAGCGGCGAUGGAUCUACGAGCAGCCUUAGCCCACAGGAAGAAGACUAUGUGCGGCAGUACGGCGAUUUGCUGGCAGCAUACAAGGGCCAAUGGACAGACAUUGAUCUCACUGGCAGCCUGGAGCCGCCGCGGGAUCUGUUCAUCGACGUUCGUGUUCUCAAAGAUGCGGGAGAAAUUCAGACAGAAUAUGGGGCAAUUACUUUGACAAAGAACAGCCAGUUCUACGUCCGGCAGGGAGAUGUGGAGCGGCUUAUUGCCCAAGGAUAUCUGCAGAAGCUCAGCUGAGUGUAUUCAUCUGCAGGCAUGCUAUGGGGUACACCCCCGCAAAAGAGGGUAAACGAUUGAUAUGAUAUACAGCUUCAAGGGUAAUCGGUUUGGAUCAUGGGGUUUGGGGGUUAAUAACCGAUAGGCGUAACAAGGGUUUCAUUUGAGUUGAGGGAAAAUUGAAGACUACAACUGCAGCAUGACGAUAUUAAUUGCUCUUUUACGAGAAUAAUGAAUGAUUUAACG
Messenger RNA from Trichoderma atroviride IMI 206040, 876 nucleotides. RefSeq lists its product as uncharacterized. Gene Ontology annotation, biological process: DNA replication; DNA strand elongation involved in mitotic DNA replication. NCBI's taxonomy places the organism in Eukaryota, Fungi, Ascomycota, Sordariomycetes, Hypocreales, Hypocreaceae. The record is from RefSeq and is a predicted model, not a curated record. Gene Ontology annotation, cellular component: GINS complex.